AUGAUCGGUAGCGAUGCGGGCGAUUUUGAAACGCAGUGGGAUAUUCUGCGAUCAGCUUUGCGAGAAAUCCACACAAAAAAUGCCUCCACCCUAUCCUUCGAACAAAUUUACCGAGCUUCCUACAAAAUCGUCCUGAAAAAGCAAGGCGACAAGCUCUAUGACCGGGUCAAGGAAUUCGAGGAGCAAUGGUUCGGUACCUCUGUAAUGCCGAAGAUUCGCACUCUCAUCACCACCAACCUGGUCAAUAACACCCUCGGCGGCGUGUCUGGUAUUACGGCCAAUGAGCGGCGAAUGACCGGAGAAGAGUUUCUGAAGGGCCUCAAGACAUCAUGGGAGGACCACAUCACAACCAUGAACAUGACCACGGACGUUUUGAUGUACAUGGACAGAGUUUAUUGUACGGACAAUCGCAAAGCCUCGAUUUUCACGACAUCGAUGGGCCUUUUCCGAGAUCACAUCCUCCGCUCACAACUGACCGGCUCGGACCUCACAACCUUCGACAUUUUGAACUCGGUUAUCCUUGACAUGGUUCGUAUGGAACGAGACGGAGAUGUGAUCAAUAAGGCGAUCGUCAGAUCAUGCGUUUAUAUGCUAGAGGGUCUUUAUGAGUCUGACGAAGAGAACGAGUCCGAAAAGUUGUAUAUCACAACCUUUGAGCCCGCUUUCCUAAACGCCAGCAGAGAGUUUUACCAGAAGGAGUGCACAGCUUUACUUCGAGAUUCGGAUGCCAGCACCUGGUUGCGACAGACCAAGAAGCGACUGAUCGAAGAGGAGACUCGGACGCAAACUACAAUAUCGAUGCUCACUUCUCAGAAGAUUGCCAAGGUCAUUGAAUCUGAGAUGAUCAGUAGUCGUCUGUCCGAAUUUCUUGCUAUGGAGGGUAGUGGCAUUAAGGUAAUGAUUGAGAACGAUCGCUACGAAGACUUGACCCUCCUUUACCAACUGAUCUCACGAGUCGACCAAUCCAAGGAGCCAUUGAAGCAGGCUUUAUCAGAACGAGUCCGAGAACUAGGAUCCGAGAUCAAUAAGAUGAUCAUCAAUACGGAUUUCUCAAAUGUCGCCGGAGCAGCUGAGGAUGGCGAAGCAGCUGAAGGCGCUGACAAGUCAAAGGCACCAAGGCAGCAAUCUGCUGCGGCCAAGCAAACAGCAGCUGCCAUACGAUGGGUGGAUGAUGUCUUGACAUUGAAAGAUAAAUUCGAUAGUAUGUGGAAGAAGUGCAUGAAUGAAGAUCUCAUUCUACAGACCGCACUUACAAAGAGCUUCUCCGACUUCAUCAACGAGUUCCCCCGUUGCUCUGAGUAUGUCUCGCUAUUUAUCGACAAUAAUCUCAAGGGUGGCAUCAAGGGCAAGACUGAAGCGGAGAUUGAUGCCGUACUUGACAAGGCGACGACGCUUCUUCGAUAUAUCCAGGAUAAGGAUAUGUUUGAGAGGUACUACAAGAAGCACUUGGCUCGCCGCUUACUGCACGGCAAGUCGGAGAGCGCAGAUGUUGAGAGACAAAUGAUUUCGAGGAUGAAACUCGAGAUAGGUAACGCUUUCACCACUAAGCUCGAGGGCAUGUUCAAGGAUAUGACCAUGUCCGAAGAUCUCACAUCCGGCUACCGCACUCAUAUCCAGAAUCUUGGCGAUCUCGACAGAAAGCAAAUCGAUCUAGGAAUCAAUGUCUUGACCACGAAUUAUUGGCCGAUGGAGUCAAUGGGUGGUAACAACUCGCGGCGUGACGAUGGAACCCAAAUACCCUGCACUUGGCCAAACGAGAUUCAUCUUCUUCAGGAGUCAUUCAAGGCCUUCUACCUCAAGGAGCGGAAUGGUCGAAUGUUGACCUGGUUGGGAUUCCUUGGUAGUGCCGAUAUGCGUUGUGUGUUCCCCAAGAUUCCUGGAAAGGAGGGCAUUCUGAGUCGUGAGCGACGACAUGAGAUUAACGUCCCUACAUACGGAAUGGUUGUCCUCCUUCUGUUCAAUGACCUCGCCGAAGGCGAGACAUUAUCCUUCGAGGAAAUCCAGUCUCGCACCAACAUUCCCCCUCAGGACCUUGCACGCAUCCUCCACACUUUGGCUGUCAAUCCCAAGGCAAAGGUUCUGACCAAGGAUCCUGCGAAUAAAGACCUUCCAAAGCCGGGAGAUAAGUUCGGAUUCAACGCGAGCUUCACUAGUAAGGCCGUCAAGAUCAAGGCCCCUGUAAUGCUGGGAGCAGUAAAUAGAGUUGAAGGAGAGGAAGAGCGCAAGGACACCGAAGACAGAAAUGACGAGCACAGAGGCAACGUCAUUGACACUGUGAUUGUACGGAUUAUGAAAGCACGGAAAACCCUCGCCCACACCCACCUAUUCAGCGAGGUCAUUGGCCAACUGGCAACACGAUUUAAGCCAGACGUUGGCAUGAUGAAGAGACGAGUGGAGAGCUUGAUCGAGCGGGAGUAUCUAGAGCGAGUUGAGGGUGCGGAGGUUUCUACGUAUGCAUAUCUGGCAUAA
Messenger RNA from Hyaloscypha bicolor E, 2469 nucleotides. Its product is annotated as Cullin-domain-containing protein. The coding region runs from base 1 to 2469 and encodes 822 amino acids. Gene Ontology annotation, biological process: protein ubiquitination; ubiquitin-dependent protein catabolic process. The record is from RefSeq and is a predicted model, not a curated record. NCBI's taxonomy places the organism in Eukaryota, Fungi, Ascomycota, Leotiomycetes, Helotiales, Hyaloscyphaceae. Gene Ontology annotation, molecular function: ubiquitin protein ligase binding. The transcript has 2 exons. Gene Ontology annotation, cellular component: Cul3-RING ubiquitin ligase complex.